This is a messenger RNA of Telopea speciosissima, 1570 nucleotides long. Its product is annotated as cytochrome P450 CYP82D47-like. Lineage: Eukaryota; Viridiplantae; Streptophyta; Magnoliopsida; Proteales; Proteaceae. Bases 1 to 1569 code for a protein of 522 amino acids. The record is from RefSeq and is a predicted model, not a curated record. Gene Ontology annotation, molecular function: heme binding; oxidoreductase activity, acting on paired donors, with incorporation or reduction of molecular oxygen; iron ion binding. The transcript is spliced from 2 exons. Gene Ontology annotation, biological process: defense response to other organism.
AUGGAAGAUCUUCUUCUCCAAUUUCAACCAAUCCUAGCCAUUUUUGCCCUAAUCUUCCUCUACCAACUAUGGAGAGGAACAAGGUCUCUUAAACCCCAAACAGCCCCUGAACCAUCUGGUGCCUUACCCAUCAUUGGUCACCUUCAUCUACUAAGGGGUCAAGUGCCCUUGGCCCGGACACUCAGUACCAUCGCUGACAAGAAUGGCCCGGCCGUUACACUUCGUCUAGGCGUGCAUCGAGCCCUUCUCAUCAGUGGACGUGAGGUGAUCAAAGAGUGUUUCACUACUCAAGACAAGGUCUUAGCCACACGCCCACCAGUGGCAGCAGGGAAGUAUUUGCGCUACAACUAUGCUGUCUUUGGGUUUGCACCACAAGGGCCUUAUUGGCGUGAGCUUAAGAAGAUAAGCUCUCUUGAGCUUCUCUCCAAAACAAGGCUUGACAUGCUUAAGCACGUAAGAAUCAAAGAAGUAGAUACAUGGAUCAAAGAGUUGUAUUCUUAUUGGGCCGAGAUGAACAAAGAUGGAGGCCCAGUUAUUGUUGAGAUGAAUAAAUGGUUUCGUGGCUUAACUUUCAAUACCAUCACCAAACUCAUUGCUGGGAAACGAUUUUUUGGAAGUACAGAUGUUGCCGAAGAUGAUGAAGAAGCUCGAAAAUUCGAGAAAGGUCUCGAAGAACUCGCACGUUUAACUGUGAUCUUCAUUGUAUCGGAUGCAUUGCCUUAUCUUGAAUGGAUGGAUUUGCAAGGACACCUGAGAGACAUGAAAUGUGUAGCUAAGGAAAUGGAUUGUCUAAUUGGGAAUUGGUUGGAAGAACACAAGAAGAAGAAGAAACUCACAGGUGAUCAUGAACAGGACUUUAUGGAUGUGAUGAUAUCAAGCUUUCCUGAUCAGGAUAAGUUAAUAUAUGGUUAUGAUCGUGAUACUGUCAUCAAGGCAACUGUACUGACGCUUAUUGUAGGUGGCUCCGAGACUACGUUCCUCUCCUUAACAUGGUCGCUUGCCUUACUAUUAAACCAUCCCCAUGAGUUAAAAAGGGCCCAAGAUGAGUUGGAUAUCCAUGUUGGCAAAGACAGACAUGUGGACGAGUCAGAUAUAAAGAACCUUGUGUACCUCCAAGAAAUUGUAAAGGAAACAUUACGCCUAUACCCACCUGGACCCGUAUUGCCACGUCAAGCCAUGGAAGAUUGCCAAUUGGGUGGGUAUCAUGUUCCAAAAGGUACACGUUUGCUUGUGAACAUAUGGAAACUACAUAGAGACCCUAACAUGUGGUCAGACCCUAAUGAGUUUCGGCCUGAGAGAUUUCUCACAACCCAUGCUGAUUUAGACUUCAGGGCUCAACAAUAUGAGUAUAUCCCGUUCAGUGCAGGUAGACGGCCAUGCCCUGGUAUUGCCUUGGCUACACAAGUCUUUCACUUGGCCCUUGCUCGUGUUCUUCAUGGGUUCGAUGUGAUGAACCCCUUGCCUGAACCAGUGGACAUGACUGAAGGUGUAAGCAUCACCUUACCGAAAGCAACCCCUCUUCAAGUUCUUCUCACCCCACGUCUUCCUUCUAACAUGUAUGAAGGCUAGA